AUGCCGUCCACUGAUGCAACCAUUAUCAACGAGGAGGAAUGGGUCUUGGGAGAGGAGCUUUGCACCUUCUCCUGUCUUCCCAUGGCCAUGAAAGCUGCAAUAGAGCUUGAUGUGCUACAAAUCAUAGCCAAUGCAGGUGAUGGCCAUCAAAUUUCCCCUACCCAGAUUAUAGCCCAAAUUCCAAAUGUAACAAACCCAGAAGCAGCAAUUACUCUAGAUAGGAUUCUGAGAGUCCUAGCAAGUCAUUCUCUCCUCAGCUGCUCUGUAACCAUAGGCCAGAAUGGCAAACCAGAGAGACUUUAUGGUCUCACUCCUCUUUGCAAAUACCUUGUGCCCAACAAGAAUGGUCUGUCCUUUGCACCACUGGCUCUGAUGAACCAGGAUAAGGUGUUUAUGGACACUUGGUUUUAUCUCAAGGAUGCUGUUCUUGAUGGAAGCCAGCCAUUCAUCAAAGCUCAUGGUGUGAAUACUUUUGAGUACCCUGCCAAGGACCAGAGAUUCAAUAUGAUAUUUAACAAGGCCAUGGCUGACCACUCUGCAAUGAUGAUGGAGAGGAUUCUGGAUUCCUAUCAUGGCUUCAAGGAUUUGGAGGAGCUGCUUGAUGUGGGAGGUGGAGUUGGGUCUACUCUCAAUCUUAUAGUUUCCAAGUACCCCCAUAUAAGGGGAGUGAAUUUUGAUCAGCCUCAUGUUGUGGCAGCUGCUCCUCAGUUUCCAGGAGUGAAACAUGUCGGGGGAGACAUGUUUGAGAGCAUACCAUACAGCAAAGCUAUUCUUAUGAAGUGGAUUUUGCACAAUUGGAGUGAUGAUCAUUGUAUAAAGCUUCUCAAAAAUUGUCACGAGGCAUUAUCAGAGAAAGGGAAGUUGAUUGUAAUGGAUUUCAUCCUACCAGUAGCUAUAGACAACUCUGCCUCUACUAAGCAAGCACUAUAUGCAGAUCUCUGCAUGUUAGCAUACAUUCCAAGGGCAAAAGAAAGGACUAAGGAGGAAUUCAACAACCUUGCAAAACUAGCAGGAUAUGGGGGAGGUAUCAAGCCUAUUUGUUGUGUCAAUGGAUUAUGGGUCAUUGAGUUCCUUAAAUGACUUUUAUAGUUAAGUAUUUAUCAUAUUUGCAUAAACAUAAU
Messenger RNA from Cryptomeria japonica (Japanese cedar), 1121 nucleotides. Its product is annotated as caffeic acid 3-O-methyltransferase. Gene Ontology annotation, biological process: methylation. Bases 1 to 1080 code for a protein of 359 amino acids. The transcript has 3 exons. Lineage: Eukaryota; Viridiplantae; Streptophyta; Pinopsida; Cupressales; Cupressaceae. The record is from RefSeq and is a predicted model, not a curated record. Gene Ontology annotation, molecular function: protein dimerization activity; S-adenosylmethionine-dependent methyltransferase activity; O-methyltransferase activity.